UGUACAUUUAGAAUGUUUAUUUUUAAAUAGUACUGUCAAUUCAUAAAAAUAAUUAGAUUAAUUACACUUUUGGAUUGUGAUUACUCACUUUUAAUCACAAUGUUUUAUUUACAGCACAAACGAAAAUCCUUUGCUUCAGAGUUACAGUUUUGCUUCAAAAGAAAAAAGCCUGAAUGAGCGUCUUUGAGCAGCAUCUGGAAACGGGAGGGCAGAACAAAGCUGAGGAAGCAAGUUCAGGAAAAAGGGAAAAAAUGUUUCCAGAUCAAACAAAUGUUCAAAUGAAGCGCAAACUUUAGAGGGCAGGUUUGUGUGGUUUAUUUCUAAUAAAUGAAAUGUUAAAGGGUUCGCUGUCAUGUGCAGUCCACUGUUUUCACCAGUCGGUGUCGCUGUUUCUCGCGAUAAUCAAUGAUAAAUCCGCUUGUUGUAGAAGUCAAAGGUCCUCCUGUAAACUACUUCUGUUUUGUUGAAGUCAACAGGUUUCGGGCUUCCUGUCAAAUGGCGGGAACGCGCAUGGAUGAAGGGUGAAGCCCAUCUUCCAAACUUGGAGCACUUCCAUCCAUCUCUCCCUCGUCCCUCCUCUUGGUUCCAAUUAUCUCUGGGGGCUGGAGCUGGAACACAGCUCACUCCUGAUUGGCUGAGCCCCCUGUCACUCUUGUGAGUGGCUACAUCCUCUUGUUGGUGAGAAGAGUCCACGCCAGAAGUCAGAAAGUCACUUUUCUCCAAGAUUUCGCAGGUUAUCGACCUCCCGGAUCCUGUUUCUGCGACUUCUUUCAGUGAAGGGAUGAAGACAGAGGAGGAGUUCUUAAUUAACGCGGUUUAGGUGUUGGAAAACACAAACAAACAAAGUGGAGUGAAUUAGGCGUGAGGACUUGUUGGCUCCAUUCUUCUUUCUUUACGCGCGUUGGCUGCGCUGCUGUUUUGCGCACCUGAGCGCGCGGCCGCUCCGCCACAGCAGCAUGUCUCCGGCGCAGCCGCGGUAGACUGCGCUCUAUCAUGGUCACAUUACCUGUGGGGGGGGAAACCUGCAGCAGCGGAGCUCGGUGAGCGCGCCGUGAGCGCAAUGGCCGGAGUCCAGGUGUCAUCAGGGGGGAGCCCUCGCGCCCGCUCGGGACCGGCAGCCGGGAUUUGACGGAGCGCGGGAGUCUGGGAUGCCACGGAGACUUUAGAGAGACGUUCUCCCGCUUCUUUGACCUGGACUGAACAGGGCUGGCCGCAGUCAUGGCCUCUCAGAUGGUGUGCGGGCUGGUCUUCAGGCUGCUCCUGCCGAUGUGUCUGUCAGCCGCUUGCCUUUUCAGGUACAACGUCCUGUCCUUCGUCUACCUCAUCUAUCUCCUGCUCAUUCCACUCUUCCCAGAGCCAACAAGCACAACAAUGCAAGGCCACACAGGCCGUCUGCUGCAGUCCCUCUGCUUCACCAGUAUGUCCUUCCUGCUGCUCCACAUCGUCUAUCAGAUUACUGUCAACAGCCUUCUGGCCUGGAACUCCAUCGCCUCCAACUUCAGCUGUUCAUCCUGGGAGAGAUCCAUACGACAGAUAGGGUUUGAAAGCGUGAUCGGCGCGGAUGCGGGGAACGGGAUCCGGGUGUUCUUCCCCGACAUCGGCAUGUUCAUGGCGGGCUUGGCCAUCUGGCUGCUGUGCCGCACUCUGGUCCAGAAGAGACCGCCUGAAGACAUGGCCCAGUACAACGCAGACUUUGAUGCAGAGGAACAAGAGGAAGAGGAGAAACCGAGCCUGGACGACGACGACGUCCUGCUGGAGGAGGAGCUGGAAGCAGGCUACGAGGCCGAGGAGGACGAGGACAACGAGUAUCUGUAUGAGAGAGAGGAGGAGGAGCAGGAGGAGGAGGAGGAGGAGGAGGAAGAAGCAAAAGAGAGCACAAAGAUGAAGAUUCUGCGUCUGGUGGCAGAAGUUGCUUCCAAAGUAAAGGAGAUCAUUGGAAACUUGAUCACCACGGCGGGGAAAGUGGUGGUCACCAUCCUGCUGGGAAUGACAGGCGUCAUGCUGCCUUCCUUGACUUCAUUCGUCUACUUCUCCAUCUUCCUCUUCCUGUGCACGUGGUGGUCCCUCUGCCGGACCUUCAACACCCUCAUCUUCAGCUGCAUGUGCGUCCUGAUGGCCAUUUACAGCGCCGGACACAUCAUCGUGCUGUACCUGUACCAGUUCCAGUUCUUUCAGGAGUCCGUCUCGCCGCAGGACGAAUAUAUCCGAGUGUUUGGCAUCUCCCCCAUUGUUCAGAGCAACUGCAGCUGCACAUGGAAGCUAACUGUGCACAGCGAUCGUAAGUGGUACCACUUUGUCAGCCCCAUCAUGCUGCUGGUUCUCUAUUACACCUUGGCCACACUCAUCCGUCUUUGGCUGCAGGAGCCCAUCGACCAUCUGAUGGACGACACAGAGGAUGACAUGUGUGAGGAGGAGCUGUGCGACAACAAAACCAGCAGCUCUGCCAACAGGAAGAGGCAGCUUUGGUGGGGAUCACGCCAGGGCACAGAUGAGAAAAAUCUCCUCUCCACCCUGGAUGGCAUCAGUACAACCGAGAAUGUGCCUACCUCAAAUGGGAUGUCCUUCGACUUCAUGGCCACAGAGAAUGGACCGCCCCAUCUGAACUUGUACUCUACCCCUCAAUAUAAAACGGACCAGCCCAGUGACGGCAUAGAAAAGAAGGAAGAGUGCGUGUACGAAGUGUUUCUACCUCCAGAGGAUUCGGCUGCAAAGGAGUCUGAGGAUGAGGAGAAUGACGUGAAGAAGAAAGGAGUCGGAGCCAUGGUGAAAGUCUUCCACUUUAUCAUGAAACAAAGCUACAUCUGUGCUCUCAUAGCCAUGAUGGCGUGGAGCAUCACAUACGUCAGCUGGCUGACGUUCGUCUUCCUCAUGUGGUCGUGCAUUCUGUGGAUGGUGAGGGACCGGAGGCGCUACGCCAUGAUGUCCUCCCCCUUCAUGGUGGCGUACGGGAACCUGAUCAUUGUGCUGCAGUACUUCUGGAGUUUUGAAAGAGCUAAACCGGUGGCGGGGUUCUUUGUGGAGAAGAAGAACCCGUUCCACUCACUGUCAUCCAAGAUGUUGUGUAUGCUGAGUUUCUGGCUGCUGCUGAGACAAACGCUCACAGAGAGACAGGAAAAACAAAAAGAGGAGAGCGCAGGUCUCUCAGACGUUCACGUGGAGGACCAGAAGAAGAAGGAGGAAGAGGAAUCAAAGGAGGGAGAGGAGCAGGACAUCAUGCAUGUCUGUGGGAGCAUGGUGAUGGCGGUGCUGGUCAAAUACUGGAUCUACAUCUGCGGCGGCAUGUUCUUCUUCGUCAGCUUUGAGGGAGACAUCGUCAUGUACAAGAUCAUCUACAUGAUGAUGUUCCUCUCCUGUGUGGCUCUCUACCAGGUGCACUAUGAGUACUGGAGAAGGAUCCUCAAGUACUUCUGGAUGUCGGUGGUGAUUUACACCAUGCUGGUCCUCACCGUGGUCUACACCUUCCAGUUUGACGGGUCCAAAGACUUCUGGUCAGGAAUGCUGAAUGUGAAGAAUGACAGCCUGAAGGACCUGGGCUUGGAGCAGUUCUCCGUGUCCAUGCUGUUCACCAGGAUUUUCAUCCCCACCUCCUUCCUGCUGGUCUGCAUUCUCCACCUGCACUAUUUCCAUGAUCAUUUCCUCCAGCUGACGGAUCUCCAGGCUGUAAUAGCUAAAGAGGAGAGCACCAUUUACAGGCUGGUGGACCCGGAUGGCAGCCUGCCAGACAUCACCAUGCUCAGCGGCAGCUCUGUGGCGGGGGUUCUGUCUGAAGUCAGGCACCUCCAGGAGGAGGAGAGGAGCUGCUGCUCCGACAAAGAGAAGGAGACUCUGGUGGUGGUGAUGGACGAGCCUGACGUGAACAUGACUGAGGAGAAGCCUAACGUCUUCCCUGACCAGCGUCAGUCCAGCACAGAUGACAGUCUGCACUAUAGUGCCGGGUCUGAACCAGAACCGAGCACCGAGCAGAGCUCAGACCUGAAGAGUAAAUGGCACCUGGUGGUUGAUCGUCUCACCGUACUCUUCCUCAAGUUUCUUGAGUAUUUCCAUAAGCUGCAGUUGUUCAUUUGGUGGUUACUGGAGAUCCACAUCAUCAAGAUUGUGUCCUGCUACAUUAUUCUACUGACUCUAUACGAGGUGUCUUUGCUCAACUACGUGUUUCUGGUGUCCUGGGCCUUCGCGCUGCCUUACAGCCAGUACCGACCUCUAGCCUCCAGCGUUUGCACUGUCUGGACAUGUGUCAUCAUCGUGUGCAAAAUGCUUUACCAGCUGAAGACUGUAGACCCUUCUCCAUCAAUCUGCUCCUAUAAAGCACAAUCAAGAAAUUACACUGGUGAUAGAUUGAGUCAGGUGAAUGACUCUCUUCUAUAUAAAGCACCAGUGGAUCCAGGCAACUGGUGGGGCCUAAAGAAAACUGAUGACCUGCUCGGCUACCUCAGGAAUAACCUCUUGAUGCUGGCUUUGUUGGCCUUCGAGGUUACCAUCUACCGCCAUCAGCUCUACUUCAGACUAAGGAACAAGCUGUCGCCUCCUGCUGCUCAAAUCAUCUUCCAUGACAUCACUCGCCAGCACCUGGACGUGGGCAUUAUCUGCUUCAUCAAAUACUUCAUCAACUAUUUCUUCUAUAAAUUUGGACUUGAGACGUGCCUUCUGUUGGUGGUCAACGUGAUCGGGCAGCGGAUGGACUUCUACGCCAUGCUUCACGCCUUUGCUCUGAUCGCAGUCAUGUAUCGACGCAGGAGGAAAGCUAUUGCCGAGAUCUGGUCCAAGUACUGCUUCUUCCUGGCUUGUAUGCUGACUUUCCAGUACUUUGUUUGCAUCGGGAUCCCACCUGCUGCCUGUAAAGACUAUCCCUGGAGCUUCAGUACAGACCCCAAUGUGGUCAAGUGGCUCUACAUCCCAGAUUUCUACAAGAAGCCUGAUCCGCUGUUUCUCAUCUACGACUUCAUGCUGCUGCUCUGCGCCUCCAUGCAGAGGCAGGUCUUUGAGGAUGAGAACAAGGCGGCGGUCCGCCUCAUAGCUGGUGAUAAUGUGGAGAUCUGCAGAGACCUGGAUGCCGCCUCCUUCAGCGUCCACAACCCCGUGCCUGACUUCAUCCACUGCAGGUCUUACCUGGACAUGCUGAAGGUCAUCAUGUUCAGCUACCUGUUCUGGUUUGUCCUCACCAUCAUCUUCAUCACUGGAACCACCCGGAUCAGCAUCUUCUGCAUGGGCUACCUGGUGGCCUGCUUCUACUUCCUGCUGUUCGGGGGCGAGCUGCUUUUGAAGCCCAUCAAAAAGAUCCUCCACUACUGGGACUUCCUGAUCGCAUACAACAUCUUUGUGAUCACCAUGAAGAACAUUUUAUCAAUCCUGGCCUGUGGCUACAUUCACUCUCUGAGCGUGAAUAACUGCUGGUUGAUCCAGCUCUUCAGUCUGUCAUGCACCAUCAAGGGUUACGUCAUAAAGUCUG
Molecule: messenger RNA, 5446 nt
Organism: Oryzias melastigma (Indian medaka)
Lineage: Eukaryota; Metazoa; Chordata; Actinopteri; Beloniformes; Adrianichthyidae
Product: piezo-type mechanosensitive ion channel component 2
Source: RefSeq, a predicted model, not a curated record